AUGUCACAGGCACAGCAUGCACCAUCGUUUAUGUCGCAAACCUCAUCUACAACAGAAAAUCAUCCAUUUCUUCGCAUUCAAAUAUUAAGUUUUCAAGUAAACAAUCAACAAAUAGACUUGACAACAGUUAAAACACAAGUUGAACUCAAACAAAAAGAACAAUCAUCUCAAAACGAACGCGAAAUUCGAGUUAAAUUUCCACAAUAUUUUGAGAAAGAUCAAUGUAUUCCAUUUGACGCCGGAUUAUUGACAAAGAGACAAAUUACAAUCCGUAUAGCUACUAAAACUGCUAACGAAGCGACUGCUAUUCCGAUUUAUGAAUAUCGCGCUGAUUUAGAUUAUCAUUUCUCACCAAAUGCCUCUGCCAAUAUGAUAAUCAAAUAUAAAGAUCCAUCUGGUAGAACAAUAAAUAAUUCAACUCAGAUGCAUGGCAAUCGAAUUGCAGAAAGGCGUCAGCAUAUUCAGAAACAUUUCGGACAUGAAUUUGUGGCGAAAAUAUUUAAAACACCGACAUUUUGCUCAGUGUGUUCUGAGUUUUUAUGGGGUUUCCGAUAUCAAGGCUAUCAAUGUCAACGAUGUGAUUGUGUUGUACAUAAAGCGUGUUACAAUCAAUUUGCUAGUCCCUGUAAGGGCAAAAAGUAUCCAGAAUUAAAAAUAGAUGUUGCACAUCAUUUUGAGCCACAAUCGUUCACAUUAAAACCGGUGUUUUGUGAUCAUGAUGGAAGUUUUAUCAAGCCGGGGCAUGCACACAAAUGCACACGUAUGAAAUUAUAUUUUUCUAAAAUCUUGUAUGAAUUGGAUAGAGUAAAUAAUGUUUCAGAUUGUCCAAUGGUUGUUCAUCGUCGAUGUCGGGAUAAAGUGGGAAAUUACUGCGGAGUCGAAGAAAAUGUUUUUGCAUUAUACGAAAAAUGGAAAGAAAAUUAUGAUCAAGAUGAUCUACAUACCUACAACAGUGACUUAUAUAAUAUCUAUUAUAAUUUGGAGCAAGCAGAUAAAAGAGGAGCUGUCCAAGAUGAAAUGGAACGAAUUUCAAGAGACUAUCAUCCAAAUGUGACUAUUGGGAUGAAAGUGGAAGAAUUUCAAUUUAUAAAACCUUUAGGAAAUGGUAUGAAUGGUUCGGUUUAUCUUGUUAAAAGAGAUCGAGAUCAUUUUGCCAUGAAAAUAUUACGAAAAAACGUUGUACUCGAGGGACAAGAUGUGGGUUAUGUCAUGACAGAACGAAAAAUAUUAGUAGCUAGUCAAAAUAAUCCGUUCAUUGUACAACUACUAUAUUCGUUUCAAAAUGCUGACAGACUAUUUUUCCUAAUGGAGGUGGCACGCGGAGGAAAUUUUUACAGAUUAUUACAACGCCAAGCACACUCACACUCUCCAUUUUCGUAA
Molecule: messenger RNA, 1380 nt
Organism: Didymodactylos carnosus
Lineage: Eukaryota; Metazoa; Rotifera; Eurotatoria; Philodinida; Philodinidae
Source: the annotation of a GenBank genome assembly